Messenger RNA from Ambispora leptoticha, 1344 nucleotides. The record is from the annotation of a GenBank genome assembly. Lineage: Eukaryota; Fungi; Glomeromycota; Glomeromycetes; Archaeosporales; Ambisporaceae.
AUGACGAAUUUAGGCGUGAGAAAAGUGGCGCGCUGUGUAAUAAAAGUCUCAAAAGAACCGCGAGGAACACGUUUUCCCGUUGAUCCUCGAGCAAAUGAUGUUGGAUUUUCCCACAUUUCUGAAGGAAGUAAUGUUGCUGCUAUUGGAAGUCCCAUAGAGAGGCUUGGAAAUCCAACAACUUCAUUUUCCUUUACUCCGACACGGCACCAGAAUACAAAAGCCAUUAUACCAAACAAAAAGUACUCACCGACUAGAACCUCAACUAGUAUUUUGAAAUCGUCUUUCCAAUCGUCUAGGAAAACUGCAUCCUCUUCUUCCUUUAACUACGCAAAAAAUGGAAUGAAUAAUGAGCGUGACGGUUCUUGCAGAAAGCUUCAUGAGAAUGGUACCCACGCUAAUAAAAAUAACAAUGAUCGUGAAAUCGAUUCGGAAUCAGAUUCGAAAAACGGAAAUUUGAAAAGUACAAAUAAUUCAUGGACACUGCAUAAAAAUAAACAAAAGGAAUCGGAAAAGAAAACACUAAAUCAAAAAAUCAAUGGCAGCUGCAAAUCAACGCGUAUCUCAAAAGGAAAAAUGCCUGAAAAAUCAUCUACUAAUGAUGUUAUUAUCAGAAUGUUGGAAUCAGAAGCAAGAAACAAAAACAUUAUUAGUGAUAAAGAUAAUCAUAAUUGUAGAAAAAAAUCAAAACGGAAAAAGAUUCCUGAUCCAAUUGAUGAAGACAAUGCACGUAAUUUAGCAGCGAUGAGGAACAUGAUGAAAACAUAUGGCGAGAAAUUAAGUCAAAUAGGAGAAGCAAUUAUUCAACUUAAAGCUGAUCAAGAAGAAAAUAGAUCUCAACCUCGAAUUAUUAAUUGUAUACACAGAGAUGAUAUGGAAAAUUCGGUUGAAGAAUAUUCAGAUGCAUCGCGACGAGAAACUAAUCACCAAGAGAAUAACGGAUCCAGCAUAACAAUGAAGGAGAAGGAUAUGGAUCACGACAGUCAACAACGUCUCGCUACACGGGACAAUCUCGCUAUACGGGAUAAUCGGUACCAUCCAUAUAAUCAAGCGAAGAAAAUUCACAUGCUUGAACAAACUCUUCAAAGAACCUCGUUAAAGGUCAUAAUGAGUGAAACGCGGAUAAGUCGAUUAGAGGUGCAUUACGCGAAACUCUCAAAGCAAUAUAAUUCCUUGAAUAAAGUAUUGAAGGAAGCAGCUAAUUCGCCAGAUACGAAAGAAAAAGCGUUCUUCGCUGAUGCUAUACAAAAUAUAAGGGAAAACUAUAUAAGUAUGUGUGUUGGAUUCAGUUUGGGUACUGCAGGCAUAUUUGUGGCUAGCCAAGUGUGGCUUUUUUAUUUUCUGUAG